This is a messenger RNA of Chelonus insularis, 882 nucleotides long. RefSeq lists its product as uncharacterized. The record is from RefSeq and is a predicted model, not a curated record. Lineage: Eukaryota; Metazoa; Arthropoda; Insecta; Hymenoptera; Braconidae. The transcript has a single exon. Bases 35 to 805 code for a protein of 256 amino acids.
GUAAAGUAUUGAUUAUUGUAAUUCAUAAAAAUCGAUGACUAUUUCAACCAAUAAAGAAUGUGAACAUGUGACAACCAAUUUUAAACAAAUACGUGAAUUUAUUACCUAUCUGAUAUCAGACUUAGAAUAUCACGCUAAAGUUCUGGAAGAUUCUUUUACAUCUUAUUUGGAAGAAAUGAAAAAUUUAGUUACAGGAUAUGGAAAUGAUGAAAAUAAAAUAGGAAUUCAGAAAAGAUCUUACAGAAAAAUUGAUCAAAUGUAUUAUAGAUUGAUGAAAGUUUUGCAGACAGUUCCUCAACUUAUUUCAGAAGAUUACGAUUAUUUACUGUCUCUAGGAAGUGGUUUAUGUUACGUUUCUAAAAAGAUAGAAAAUAUUACACAAAGAAUUAUUACAGCUAGUCACGUUGAUACAGUUGAUAAAUUUCAGAUAUUAGGACAACUAAAAACACAACUUAGAAAUGCUUUAUUCAAAUACAAUAAAUUAGCUACAGACUAUAAUAAAGAGGUAAAGAGAAUUGAUGUAAUGAAGUCAUAUUUAGCACGAGGUAUUAUUAUGUAUACUUCAAAUAUAUCUAAGAAAGAAUAUUCACUUUUUAUUGAUAUUGAAGUGAAUAAGUUUGUACGUUAUGUUGAACAGGAUAAAGUUUACCAGAUGAAGAGCUAUAUGAUCAAAACGUUGCUUAAAAGAUUGGCUCAGAGCAUGAGAGCUCUUAGUACAAAUUCUAUUACUCCGAUUCCUUUGAUGAGUUUAGAUGAAUUACCAAUUCCACGUGAACAGUCUCCAAACACAGGAGCAUUGUAUUGAAGUCGAUGAAUUAUUUUGCUUUCAAGGAUUUUACUAGACUUUUUAAUAGAAAAAGAGAUUCAAAUAUUUUUAUUUUU